Sphaerodactylus townsendi is the source of this 2658-nucleotide messenger RNA. RefSeq names its product transmembrane protein 198-like. Gene Ontology annotation, cellular component: vesicle membrane; plasma membrane. The coding region runs from base 421 to 1479 and encodes 352 amino acids. The record is from RefSeq and is a predicted model, not a curated record. Lineage: Eukaryota; Metazoa; Chordata; Lepidosauria; Squamata; Sphaerodactylidae. The transcript has 5 exons.
CCCCCCAAUCUGGAGAGGAUGCUGGAACAAAAAAAAAAGGAGGAUCCUUUCGGUCUCUGGAUCUGGUCCCCCUCUUCGUCAUCCGGGCGCCCCAUUUCUGUGCUGGUCCCGCCCACCGCUGGAUGUGGUCCCUCUCCAGUUGUUGUAGGAAAAGAUUAUUUUGCUGAGUUUUGAAUGGGAGGAAAGGGGGGCUGGCGGGGGUGGGCAGGUUCUGCCGAGGCCGGGUCGGGGGCUGAGCUUCGAUCGAGGCAGCUCUUUCGCAGGGUGGUUGGAAUAGUCCCCCUCUGAAGGCGGCUGGGGAUGUUGCUUUUGCAGAUCGGCCCUUUGAGUGUGCGUUGGUGGGAGCCCCUUCCUCCCAAACUGAUGAUCCCUCCCGCUUGGAUGGCUCCUGAGAGCUGAGUUGCACGCUGGCUGCUGAUCAUGGACCCUGCCUCUCCGCUUCCACUAGUCUUGACUCCUGACCCUCGAGGUUUUAAUCAGGGGGGAGCAGAGCCCAGUGACCCUGCCCCGGAUCCCUGUAGCCCCCUGUCUGAAAGACACUAUGAAGUGAUUCCCUGCGUGAUAUGCACCCUCUGCUGUGUUUUUGGAGUCGUCUAUUGCUGCUUUGGUUACCGCUGUUUCAAAGCCAUCAUGUUUCUCUCAGGCCUGCUCUUCGGCUCAGCUGUGAUCUUCCUGCUUUGCUACAAGGAGCGCAUCUUGGACACACAGUUGAGCCUGGAGGUCAGCGCGGGCAUCGCCCUGGGCAUUGGAGUCCUGUGUGGCUUAGUUACUAUGUUGGUGCAUUCAGUCGGGUUGUUCCUGACUGGACUUUUGCUUGGUUUGCUGUUAGCCACUGCUGGGCUGGUGGCCACACAGCCAUUGUAUGAGCUGCCCAAUGCAUGGGUCCCUGCUGGAUCUCUUCUGGGCUUUGCCCUCUUGGGUGCUGUUUUGGCCUUGCGCUGGCAGAAAGCUUUCACGGUGCUGUCCACAGCGGUGUUCGGGGGCGCCGUGCUCACCCUUUGCUUGGACUAUGCCGUGGAGAACCUGGCUUUGGGCCGCCACAUCUAUGACCACCUCCGUCUGGCACCUUCUUCCCCGCUCUGCUGGUGCGGCUGGGCCGUGCUGGCCACCUGGCCUGUCAUGGCUUUGAUGGGAGUGUUACUACAAUGGAAAGUAACAGCUGAAGGUUUCUCCCACACAGAUGUGGUCCUUAAUCGGCGACAGAAGCAGCUGCAGCUCUUGCGAAUUCGGCAGCGCGAAGCCAAGAAGAGGCAAAACCAAACUGCGCAAGAGGGCUCCUACCGGCCUAAGGCCAAUGUUGUCAAGCGCUGCGCAGGAGAUGUCCUCGCCCCGAGUUAUAUCCAGAGCCUGCGUGACCGCCAGCAGCUGGGAACUGGUACAUCACUGAGUAAUCUGAGUACCAGUGCGCACACCGCUGUGGAUCUGGAUUAUGACUGUGGAUCUACUGUGCCCCUCACCAUUCCCCGGAGCUGCCUCUGAAAGGGGUGAUUUCUACUUCUGCUUGUGCCUUAACUGGGGAUGCACAACUCAUUCCUGGACUGUGAACGUUUUUUGUCCCUUUUAGACCUCUGUACACGGACCACCCUUGCUAGCCUGCACACACGGAUCCCCUCUCUCGUUUUUGAUGUUUUCAGUUGUUCGAAUUGGGUAGAUUCACUCAAGAUCUCGCAUGUUAUUAGAUCAAACCAGUAGGAGAGAAGGGAUUUUUUUCUUUAAAAAGCACAUUAAUUUACUGCCAAUGAAGGCAAGUGAAGGAAGAAAGCCAGCCUUCUUCUGCAGGGCAGUCACAGCUGCCUUCCGGGCAAUGCUGCCACAAAAAAAGUGCCUUUUCUUCGGUGACUGUCCUGAACUUUGAAGCUGGUGUAGUGCCAGCAGUUAACCCUGGUUGAAAUGAGCCAUAGACACCCGUCCCCUUCCUUUGCAAUGAAGGGGUCAUUUGUCCUAGUCUGCAGCAGGUGUAGAACGUGGUCUUGAGUAUCUUUUGACCUAGAUUUUUUAAACUGCCCUUGUAGAACCUUUAUCUCAGGGGUGCGGCAGCUAGGUGGUAACUUGAAAUUGUUCUUUGCACUGCAAACGGAUGGGGCAAAAUGGUCUGAUCUGUGGGACUUUUACAAUACUUUGCCAUUUUGCAGUGGGGAUAAAAGAAUCACGUGAGAAUAUUUGUGAUUAUCACUCCCACAGGGCAAAUUGUUUUAUCGUUGAAGACGUUCAUGGCCAGAAUCAACAGGUUAUUGUGGCAUUUCCGGACCACACAGCCUGGAAAAUCCACAACAGCUGGCAAUUUGAUUUGUCUAUACUUAGAAGGGAGCUUCUUCUAUUUUUCUUAAUCCAGAUUGAAUCCCAGUCUGUGCAGUGCCUUUUUCUGUCUAAACACAGCCUUACCUGAACUAAAGUGGUUUUUUUGGUUUAACUUGACAUCUGGUGCUUUUAAGAAAAUCUAAACAAGGAUUUAAACAAAUCCUUUUUGGUUUUUACUUACAUUUUUUUUUUUACCUGUAAGCUAACUAUCCAAAAUCCUGGACUAUUAAUCUAAAUGUGGCAAGUAUGUUCUGUGUUGGAAUCUUGUUCAAGAGACCUCUUUAUUAUACCAGUUGGUUUCCUGUGGACAUUUUUUUGUUACCACUGUUUAUAAUUCUUGUUUAUAAAACUGACAACAGA